Suillus paluster is the source of this 1329-nucleotide messenger RNA. RefSeq lists its product as uncharacterized. Gene Ontology annotation, molecular function: protein kinase binding; cyclin-dependent protein serine/threonine kinase regulator activity. Gene Ontology annotation, biological process: regulation of cyclin-dependent protein serine/threonine kinase activity. Gene Ontology annotation, cellular component: cyclin-dependent protein kinase holoenzyme complex; nucleus. The transcript has 5 exons. Lineage: Eukaryota; Fungi; Basidiomycota; Agaricomycetes; Boletales; Suillaceae. Bases 242 to 1099 code for a protein of 285 amino acids. The record is from RefSeq and is a predicted model, not a curated record.
GCGGCGGUGGCGAUUCGUCACUUAGCAGUGAAAAGCCGAAACGAUUACAUAUGCCAUCCCCCGGCCCUUUCUAAUCGCUGUUCAUGUCACUUGUCCUUUUUAGUAAGUAACCGAUCCGGCUCUCUUGCUGUUCCUCCCAUCCGGUGUCCCUUUAUAUACCACACAAUCUAUCCAACAUGAAUACCCCACAGCUGUCUCCGCCUCAGGCAUUACCUGCCAUCAGCAUAUCUUACAGACAGUCAUGGUUGCUUCAACAACAACUUCUUCUCCAAUUCAUAAGGCAAGCCUUGUAGAUCCUGCUCUACAUUCACCUGCUCUCUUGGAGCUCCUUGAGAUUAAACUUGCACGACCUGUUAUCGAAUAUGUCGUUGAUUGUGUAGUAGAUACUGUCGACUAUGCUAUGGGGCCCAUGUCUCGCCACUCAGAGCACACCAAAUUCACUACCUUCGUUUCGAAUGUCCUCACUCGAGCAGAAGUUACCAUUCCUACACUCCUCGUAUCACUCGUCUACAUCAAUCGCGCUAAACCUCACUUGCAAAUCGCCCUGGAAGAGUGGGCGUGUGAGCGCGUCUUUCUUGGCGCUAUAAUGGUUGCCAGCAAGUUUACAAAUGAUUCCACUCUUAAAAACGUUCACUGGGCUCUUUGUACCGGUGUUUUCGGAAAACGCGAUGUUGGUCGAAUCGAGCGAGAAUUUCUCGAUGUUCUCGAUUUUGAUCUACUCGCAGACCACACCCCAUCACACGCACACGCACACUCACAUUACCCUUCACACCAUGCACAUUGCCCAGAUUUGGACCCGUCUAGCCCCGAGUCUUCGUCUUCUGGGAGCUCGCCUCAGCCGCUCACUCCCGAGGCUCUGGCGAACCCUUCAUUCAAUCCUGUUGUCAAGUCACAACACGAGGGUAUGGAACUAGUAGUUCCGCCCCCACCACCUCCGAAGAAGUCGCGUCACCCUUCAUCUACACUUGACUUGCUACGCGCAUUUCCUCUUCCCAUACCUUAUUCGAAUUCCCGUUCUCAGCCUUCUGCUUCUCAUAAGCCGCACAAUCGUUAUUCGCAUUUCCCUUUCAAGAACCCAGUGACGCAAGUUGCUGCAUAAUUAUAUUUCUCCAAACACAACGUCAUUUUUUACGAUGACGAUCUUUGUUCGUUUCUCUUCUUAAACUUAUUAUGUGGUGUCGCAAUAUUUUUUUUAGACCUAUUCCACAUCAGCCUCGUGCUCAAAAGCUUAUCGUCGCAUACUAUCAGUCAAUACUAUGAUCGUCAUUGUUUAUCUCGCUCCAACCACAUGUUUAAUUGAACCUGACACGUCCACUCCACGCAACUACA